This is a messenger RNA of Bombus terrestris (buff-tailed bumblebee), 3477 nucleotides long. RefSeq lists its product as uncharacterized. The coding region runs from base 337 to 2217 and encodes 626 amino acids. Gene Ontology annotation, molecular function: selenium binding. Lineage: Eukaryota; Metazoa; Arthropoda; Insecta; Hymenoptera; Apidae. Gene Ontology annotation, biological process: selenium compound metabolic process. The record is from RefSeq and is a predicted model, not a curated record. The transcript has 7 exons. Gene Ontology annotation, cellular component: extracellular region.
UCCGUGUGACCCGCAUACAUAUCGCAUCAAUGCGACGUAAAUUGAUUUUUCUGGCUGGGAUAUAUCGCGAGAGGCCACGCGCGCACAUCGACCGGCAACGAUCGUACAAUGAUUUAAAGUACUCGGUGUUUUCGCGGCUUCAUUGUCACAUUUUCCAUUAUUUUAUCGCGCCUCAGAUAACGAGCAUCCUCUAAAGACAAGCGAAACUAACUCUCUCCCCCCCCCCCGCCCCCGGUUACCAAUUUUGCGUUGUUUACACGGAUUUCCAAGUGUUACGACAUAAUUAUCGACAUUUCACUUCUGCAUGAAUACGUCUCGUUCUAUUUUUGGUAGUCGAUGAGACGAUCUUCUCCGACGAUUUCUGCCUCGUCAAAGAUUCCUGAACACGGUUCUGUGGAAGAAAGUGAACGAAUAAUUAUGUCGAUCUCGAUUGUGAUCACAUUAAUAAUGAUGAUGAUGAUGAUGAUAGUCGGAAGUUGCGAAGCUUACGAGAAGGAUGGAGUCCUCCGGUUGUUGGAUAUCCCCCGUCAUUUCCGCCAAUCGAAGGAACAACAAGAGAACCGAGGACAUAUGGAGCAAUGUCGUGCCACGAAUCUCCGGAAGGAACAGUUGGGACACGUGAACGUGUUCGCAUUUUUGGAUCCCUCCUGGUAUUACAGCUACAGGCAAGCAAUCAUGUUGGGAUUAUUGAAGAAGCGAUUAGACACGUCCGGUUUUUCGAAUAUCUUGUUCUUCAUGGUGACACCGCCGUCAGAUUUGCCGGAAGACAGCACGGAGAACAAUAUAGAGAUAAAAGCGUGGAGGGAAAUAUCUAAAAAUAUACAGGAUUCCGAGUACUUCUUCGACUUAGAAGAAUCGUUGUUCGCUGACGUUGAGAACAAGAAAAAGGACAUAAUUUUUCUUCAAGACACUUCCGAGUUGGGUAUCUGGAAAAGUUUUUAUGCAUCGAAAGACGAAGUAAUCAUUAUCGAUCGCUGCGGUAAAGUAACUUAUCAGAUCAUAGUACCCUGGAGUAUACUAUACUUCCCUUACGUUAAAGCGGCCAUUCUUUCCACGUACAACGAUGAUCCAUGUGGUCCUUGCUAUGUACAAUCAACGAUAGGACGCGAUUCAGUGGAAUACGAGGAAUACCUUUUAAAAGCUAUCAAUUCAGAUGAAAUAAAGAUAGAUAAAAAUCUUGAUACGCGUACAGAAAGAGUAUUUACCGAUUUAACGACUAGCAAUAUAUCCUCAGAGGAAUUAAAAGAAAUUGAAGAUGAUAAAAAUACCAGUACCGUCGUUCCUUUUAAUCCAAGCAAUAAUGGAAGUACGGUUUAUGAUAUCACAACUGAGUCGUCAACGGUACGGACUACAGAAAAUAUGAAAAACGAUGACAAUGUACGAGACAACAUUCUUUUUACCGAUAAGAAUAUUGAAAUAACUUCUGAAAUACCAUUGGAACAAGAACAAACUCAGAUACCGACUAUAAUAUCAAACUUCGCGACGACCGAAGUAUACAGUGAAGCGCAAGAUUGUAUCUUUUCCAAUAAGCACGUAAAUGGUAAUAACAACUUUUCCACGAGUAACGACUCAAAUAUCGAUUUGACAAGAAAUCACGAAGAUCUUCAAAUUGAAUCAAAUAUUAGUUUAGAAGAUGUGAAAAUGAAAGAACAAGAAGUAAGUAAGAAUACUGAGCCACAAAGUCCAAACGACGAGAAUAUGCCUUUACGUAUUAUAUUAUACGCUCCGCAUUUACAUGAAGAAAAUGGAACAUUCAAAAAAUAUACGCACUUAGUUCUAAAAACAGGAAGUCCUGAUUAUCAUGAUCAUUUUAAUAGCAAAAGUACAACUUCUGAUCAAGAGCCAGCAGCAUUAAAAAGGUCAGAAUCAACGAUAUUAGACGAUAAAACGUUGGCUCAAUUCGUGCACAGUGUAGACGAGAGUCCAGGAGUAUAUGGAGAAAUAGCAAAUUAUUGGCAAACUAUCGACGAAGAUGAACUCAAUAAUAAAGACGAAAAUACAGAGUAUACAGAUUACGACUACGCUACGGCAGAAGAUACAGAAAGUAAUACUAAUGAUGCUUUCGAUAAUGAAAGCAGUGUAUUAAAACCAGGCGAUAUCGAUUCAACUGAUUCAGACAUGAAUAUUACAAAUAACAAUGAUUUGGAUGAUUUUAUGCAACGAAGAUUAAUCGAGCAUUAUAAUAAAUUAUUAACAUGGAUUUACUAUAUCAUUUGACAAAUCAAUCACACUUAUGACAAAUACGAGUAUCGUAAAAACAUGUCUACACAAGUAAUCAUAAAGUUGUAUAGUUGUAAAAUAGACACGGAAAUGAAUCUCUUAUUUAUACAUCGUUUCACAUCUUAAAAACAGCUUCACGUGUAGUGUACAUAUAAGUAUGUAUAAAUAUUUUUAUGAACACAUAAGGUAGAAUCGUGAAGUUUUAUUUAUAAUAUUCUAAGUAAGAAAAAACUUUCAAAAACGUUGUUUUUAGAAAGAUUUAAGUAUAUAUCAUUAAGUAUACUCAUUUGUAAUUUCUUCUGGUUCGCUUACAUCGUCCGAGUCUAAACUAUUACUAUUGCUUGUUGUAGUGGUACUUGAAGUGCUACUUUCUGAAUCGCUUUCAGAAUCAGUAUCGCUGCUGUCGCUUGAACUCGAGCUACUCGAUAACCUAUAUAAAACAUAAUUUACAUGUGCAUUACUAAAAAAUGUAGGAAAUAAUAAGUUUUAUAAAUCUUCCUUACUGUGCAUUUCAUCCAUGCGUAAUGUGCAAAUAUAAUGGCAAUUUGUUAUUGCUAUAAGUUUUAUUACUGAUAAGUUUACAAUUUGAUAUUCAUGUAAUUCACCAAAGGAAUGUGCAUUUUAGAAGUUAGUGUAUUAUAUUAGUAUAUUUCAGAUUAAAAUAUAUAUAGAAUAUGUACAAAUAUUUAUUUCAUUUAUUAAGAGGUAAACGAGAAAGCUUUGUUAAGGAAUAUAUUCAAAGCAAUUCUAUUGAAAUACUUACAAAUACUUUAAAGAAUGUUUGUCUUUAAUGUAGUAUAUAGUCUUUGGCCUUUAAAAUAAAAUCAUAUAACAUAAAGACAUAUAAUAUUCUUCAAUGAAUCCCAGAAUUUUCUAAAAGUUACAAAAUAUUUUGUACAUUAUACUUACUUAUCUUUGUCAUUGUCAUUAACUGUUAAUUCAUCCAUUUGAUCCACUAUUUCAUGAACAGAAUUUUCUAUAAUAAGAUCUUCUUCUUGCACAGAAUAAGCUGCUUGCUCUAGCUCUGCUAAGUCAAGUUGCAUGUCAUCUUUGGAAGGUUGAACCUUAAGAGAAAUAAAUAUACAUUAAUAAACCCUAAAAAGUUACUCCUUAAUAUUUAUAUACUUACAUUAGCGAUAAGAGAUUCCAAUGAUUCGAUUAAAGAUUCAUUAAUCUGUUGUAACCAGAUCAGGUAAUCUUUUAUAUACAACUGAUUUAAUAUAUAUCGCGGUUCACACGAAUUGUUAAACAAACUAU